GAGAGGGACAGAGGAGAGAUAACAAGAGACAGGAGAGAGAGAGAGAGAGCAGUACUGCCAGAGGGGAUUUCCUGGCUCCUCCCUCGUCUCCUCCCUUGUCUCCUCCCCCGUCUCCUCCCUCCUAUGUCCUAGCUCCUAACCUCCUAACACACUUUUGCAGAGAGAGAGAGAAAGAGAGAAAGAGAGAAAGAGAGAGAGGCAUAACUUUGUUUCUGUGAAGCGCAUGGACUGAAAACAUGGACUUUAAAAAGGCCUUUUGAGUUCAGGAUGGAGCUCCAGGUUUGUGAGAGUUGAAGGACAAGAGGAGAUGUUGCUGCUCUGAAAAUGACCGCUGUUUGUGGAAGUUAAAGGAGGAGUAAAACCUGAAACAAUGAAUUGAGACUGAAAAGAGAGAAGAGAAAAAGUGCUGCAAAAAUGAACCCGGACUCUCUGGACUCGUCUAUCCAGUCUCUGCUCUCAUCUCUGUUCCCUCCGUUCGACCUCACCGCUCCGGUCGUGCUCAGUCAGCUCUUCAGGACCAUUGAGGAGCGUUACCAUGGAGACGCACUACAAUGUCUGAUCGACUUCCUCAUCCCGGCCAAACAUGUGCUGGAGAGUGUACAGCAAGCCGCCUGUGCGGGCUUCUGUGACGUGGUGUUCCGCUGUGAGGGCUGGCCUCUCUGUCUCCAUGAUCAGACUGUGGUCCAGCUCGCUCCAGUCAACCCUCUGCUGCUGCGCCCGGGGGACUUCUACCUGCAGGUGGCGCCAUUUGGAGAACAGGCCGCUCGCAUUGUCCUUAAGAGCCUUCUGGAGGAGGGCUGCAGGGAGGUGGAAGAGAUCCCGAUCCCUGAGACGUCUUACCCCAUCAUCUUCACCCUCGAGUGGCUUCAAGAACUCAACCAGGACCGCCAUGGAGCUCCACUGUCCCGCUGUCUCCUGUGCACCGACCAGGGCAUCGUCAAACUGCCCUGGGACAAGAUCGCUGUCCCCGAGUUCAUCGAUAAACCAAAAACAGUCCCCAUAAUGCCGCCUAUUUGCCCAGAACCUGAACCCAAACAUCUCACACAACAUUUGAAAUAUAGCUCUUCAACUUUACCUCUCGAAAUGCACCAUCCCGCCAAAUACAAAAUGUCCGCUUCUUUGCGACACCCACACUAUUCGUCGCGCGUGAUCAAGCCAGAUAAGAAAUCAAAAGCACAAGUGAAGCCGGUUGGAUGGGUCUCUCCGAACACCUGGGACAGACCUAUGGAAAAAGGAAUAGAAGGGGACUACGUGGACUUGGUGGAAAUCGCCAAAGAGAGAGAACGCCUGGAUAAGACUGACAGAAAAGUGCAUCCAGGAUUAAUAAAAGCAUUCCGACCUCCGCAGCCUAAACUGGGAACGCAAUGUCUCACGGCAACCCUGCAAUAUUCUGAAAAUCCUUUUGUUCCAUGUGGCGAUUUUGGAAUUUCCGAUGAAGAACUGAAGAGUAGGUACAGGGAGUCUUACAUGGCGGCGCUGAAAAACCCAGUCGCGUUAGAAAAAGGGAACGCUGACUUCCUGACUUCUCUCGAUGAACUUCGAUAUUUGGAAGAAAUUCAAAACAUGUCCAUUGGCGCAUCAGAUUUCCAUAAAGAAGGUCUUGGAACGUCUUUAGAUCAUGGUAAAGCAGACAUUUCCAAUCAAGAACUUUGCCAGUUUAAGGAAUUCUGCGAACCUGCUACUGUACGAUACGCAAGCCACGUGAAAGACCUCAAGAAAGCAUCGGAAACGUCAAUCUCCGCAAACGAUAUCGCCAAAAAGGAUAAUCUGGAGUCGGAAUGUGGCGCGGUGGGGUUUACAGAUGUUGUUUCGGAAGGUUUUGAGAAGAAAUCUGAAGAGGUGAAGGGAUCAGGAAAGCAUAAAUUCAAAAUAAGAUCUUUGUCCGCCGUGUCAGAGGGGCCUAAAGGAACGCCGCUCCUCCACAGCAGAAGUCGCAGUGAUGUUGGCCCUGAAAUGAUGAAUGAUUUGGGGCCGAGGCACAGAGAGACGAGGGGGGACGUGGAGCCUGGAGCAGGGACAGAGGAGCACAGGAAAUCCCCCCACACUGAGUCGCAGUCCAGUCCCAGUGCCCCUGAGCCUGAAGCCCCGCCCCUGCAGAUCCCUCCUCCUCCUGAACCCUCUGCUCCACCUGAAGAGGGCGCUCUCACAUGUGUCACUCCACUGCUCCAGCUGGGCAUCAUUUGUCUGCCAGGCAGCAGGGACAGAGCGGGCCGAGCUGUGGUGGAGGUUUAUGGAGACAGAGAAGAGUGGCUCCACCCUCUGGUCACUGCUCAGAACAUCUGCAAACUCCUGCUCUACCUGCACUCCCUGCCCAGGAGGGAAGUGUCAGACUUGGGUUUGACUCUGAUCAUAAACUCCAAGAAGAAGCCUCCUCCUCCACCAUUCUACCAGGCUCUGCUCAUGGCACAGGAGCAGGCUCUGCACACUGUCCACUGCAUCGUCCUGUUUGUGGACAAAGACUCAAGUCCACGACCUGAAAAACUCAGCGGUCUACAGAUGGACGUGGUGUCGUCUCUAAAGUCUCUGAAUAAAACAGUGGAGAGCUGUGAGCUGAGUGCGGCGCUCGGAGGGACAUUUGUAUUCUGCCUCCAGGACUGGCUCCAGCUGCACCAGAGAAUCGUUCCAUUCAUGUCAGAUCUACAGGCAGCAGACAGUUUGUUGCAGAAAGCCAUCCAAAAGGUAGAGGGAGCUAGAAAGCUGGACUCUGCUCAGAGUAAAAACCUGAUAUUGUUGUGUUUUGUUUCCAGGAGGUGGCACUGGUGUGUGGAGGAGCAGAGGGCUCUGAUGCUGGAGGUUCUGAAGGACCCUAGGCUCUUGUCCCUGCAGAGAGAAGGAGGCUCAGUCUUGGCUCGAGUCCGCAAAGAUCAGCCCCGCUUUGCCCACUCGCAUGAUUACAGGGACUGGCUGGACUCGGCCUCUCUGUUGUACAACACUGUGGAGGAGAAGCUUCAUUCUCUGGUGAUAAAGUCCAACCUGAGUCUGCAGCGUCUGGAGUCUCUGCUGUCUCUGCGACAGGCGGAGAACUGUGUGUCUGACACCGGGGGGUGGUGGAGCUCAGAGGCAGAGCAGGUUCUGAAGGAGUCAUGGCCCUCAGAGGAGACACUGUCUGCAGCUCAACAUGCACUAGAGCACUUUACAGUCUUCAUCAAACAGGCCAGAGAGAAGCAGGAGUCUUCCUCUAAACUGAUGAAGAAUGCAGUAAAAAUUCUUCAAAGUACAACAGAGCCCAGUCCUACCACAGAAGUACUGCACACACUGGUCAGUACUUUCCAGUCCAACGUGGCCGACUUCAUGGUGCGAGCCGAGAGGAGGCACAGAGACCUGCACACUCUGGUGCAGGUUUACUCUUUCUGUGAGCAGGCCUCGUCUUUUGUCGAUGAGUGCAGUUGCUUCCUGUCCCAUCUUGAUUCUGAGAGCUCUUCCCCUGCGCCUGACCCCUCCCCUCAGCUCCACAUGUACCAGACCAAACUAGGCACAGAACUUAGCCCCUCACGCUUCCAAUCCAUCAAAUCCCUUAUUCCCUGUUUAACCCCGGGAGCAGCCCGGGUGUGGAACGCUGCCUGGGAACGCCGCCAAAAAUUACAGCUUCUUUUGGAAAAAAUUCAACUUGAGAGGAAGAAUUGUGUUGAUAAUGCAAGCAAGAACUCUGCAGUCUGUGAAGGGAAGGAGCCAAGCAUUCAAGAAGGCGCUGUCACAUCUUAUAAGGACAUGGGUAGCAAUUCAGAGGAACGAAAUCCAAAUGGUGGGAGUGAACACGCCAAAGAUAAAAAUCGAGAUGACAAAACUAUUGAAAAUGUUGCACAAAAGCCAAGAGAGCACAGCAGUGAAGCUGAUUUGAUGAACUGUAAUGUGGAAUUUCCCUAUCAUAAACAACUAGGCCGCUCCCUAAGUGAAGGCUCAAAGUUCAAGGCAAAGUUCACGCUCCUGGCUGAUUUCUCGCCCCUAAACAUGCGUCAAAAAGUGCCCAGGGACGAGCAUCCAAAGUCGGGGAGAAAGCUGUCCCUGCCCUGUAACCCGGUGGAGAGUCUGAGGAGGGGUGGAGGUGAUGGAGAGGGCGCGGCCAGUCCCACAGGUCACCAGAAUGCUCCCGAGAUGAUACACAAACCAGGGCAAAACAACGGAACCAAUGUACAGCGCCUAAGCUGUAUCCUGUCCGAGCUGCUGUCCACAGAGCGGGAGUACGUGCGCGCGCUCGGGUUCGUCCGUGAGCACUACUGUCCAGAGCUGGAGAGACCUGACGUGCCACAGGAACUAAGGGGCCAGAAGGGGGCAGUGUUCUCAAACCUGGAGAAGAUACACGAAUUCCACCGACAUCACUUCCUCCCAGAGCUGGAGCGCUGUGUGGACGAGCCAAUCAGAGUGGGCCGCUGCUUUCUCAGACAUAGGGACAGCUUUGCCCUGUAUGCACUUUACAGCAAAAACAAGCCAGUCUCCGACAAACUCCUCAUCAGCCAUGGGAAAACAUUCUUCAAGCAAAAGCAGGUGUCUCUGGGCGACCGUAUGGACCUGUGGUCGUACCUGCUGAAGCCAGUGCAGAGGAUCAGUAAAUACAGCCUGCUCCUCCAGGACGUGCUGCGCGAGUGUGGGCCUGAACAGCAGGGGGCGCUGGAGGAGGUGCGCCAGGCUCUGGACGUAGUACAGUCUCAGCUUCGCCAUGGCAACAACCUGCUCGCAAUGGACGCCAUUCAGAACUGUGACGUGAACCUGAAGGAGCAGGGGGCGCUCAUCCGUCAGGACGAGCUCUUGGUGACGUUCAGGAAGAGGAAGUGUCUGCGACAUGUUUUCCUGUUUCAGGAGCUGAUCCUGUUCAGUAAAACCAGGAAGACCGACGUGGCAAACGAGACCUAUGAGUACAAGCAAUCCUUCAAGACGUGUGACAUUGGUCUGACACAGAAUUUUGGGGACAGUGGUCUGUGCUUCGAGAUCUGGUUCAGAAAGAGAAAGAGCCAGGACACAUACACUCUCCAGGCCGACAGCAGAGCGCUGAAGGAGGACUGGACCAGAGACCUGGAGAAGAUCCUCUGGGAACAGGCUCUCAGGAACAAAGAGGUGCGCAUGCAGGAAAGAGUGUUUUUGGGACUUGGAAACAAACCUUAUAAGGACAUCCAGCCGAGCGACGCCGCCAUCAACUCCAGAGAAGUCCACUGUGGGCCUCUUGGGAAAGACUUCAGGCCCUCGUCUCUCUCCUCCUUCGACUCCUCGGAGUCACGUGAUGUAGUUCCUGUGAUGCGGCAGAAGUCGAUUGGCUCGUGCAGUAGCUCCUCCUCCUCCUCUUCGGGGCGGGGCUCUCUGUCUCCGGGGCGAUACCUGAGCGGACCACAGGGGGGCGCUGUGAGGACAGGGCAUCUGGAGGAAGACGAGCUGGACCAGGACAGACACAACCUGCUCUUGGACACUUCGGAUUGGUGUGAAGGAGACGACACCUCCUCCCUUUGCUCCUCUGUCAGCACAGUCAAGCACACACAGACUGGGAGCUCAUGUGUGGGCAGGUCUACAGAAGUGUGACAUGUCCUCACUGCACACACGUGCUCCUGAUGUGACCAGCGGACUGGAGCCCAGCCGUCACUGCAACUAACACCACUUAAUGUCCACUUUAUGUAAAUAGAAUUGUGCCGUGCUUUCAUUUCAUGUUAUGGAAAAUGCUGCCACUUAAAGGGUCCGUACUGCGCUAUUUUCUGAUCUCUGUUAUAACUUAGUUUCCUCAUCAGAAAACAGACCCGGAGUUGUGUUUUGUUUCAUUCACAUAUGUUUAACACAUAAACCUGCAUAUAUAGGCUCUCAAACCGAAAACACUCUGUUCCACCUUCUGAUGUCAUAUGGUAGCACUAUAGACCAGUGUUUCCCAAGGACUGGGUUGUGACCUUCAGGUGGGUGGCAAGAGAUUUUUUUGGUUCACUUUGUCAUGAUCUGCUUGUAGGUCUGUGAUAUACAGUUGUACACAUGGAUCUGUGUGCUUAUCAUUUUUCUGGAUCAGCAUUUCAUCACAAUAUCCUUUUCUCAGUAGGGCCAGUAUUUCUAUGCUUAUUCCUUUCAGUACUACAUAUACACUACCCGUCAAAAGUUUUAGAACACCCUAAUUUUUCCAGUUAUUUAUUGCAAUUGAAGUCGCUCAAGUCCAAUGAAGAGCUUGAAAUGGUACAAAAGUAAGGACUGAACAGACAGAAGUUAAAGAAAGAUAAAAGAACAAAACACAAGUCCAAGCUCUGCCAAAACUACCUCAGGAAAAAAAGAACAAGAUGCUGAUCUUGAAAACAUGAAGUUGGAUACUUGUGUCCAGACUUAAACCCCAUGGAGCUGGUUUAGGAUGAACUGGACAGAAGAGUGAAGCAACCUACAAGUGCCACACAUUUAUGAAACUUCUGCAACAGACUUGGAAAGAACUUUCUGAACAAUAUUUGAUUUUUAUUGUAAAAAGAACGAGCAACGAGUGUGUUCAGCUGUUCUAUCUGCCAAAGCUGGACACACACAUAAAUCUAAAGUUUAGAAUAUGUUUUGGUCAACAGUGAACAGUAAAAAACUGGAAAAAGUGUGGUGUUCUAAAACUUUUGACCGGUAGUGUGUGUGUGAACUGGGAUUUUUUGUGCUCACAAAAAAUUAAGACAAAACACAGAAACAGAGUGAAUGCAGCUGAUGUGCUGCUGCGUCUCCUCCUGCACCCGGACCAGAAAAUGCUACAAAAACACAGACAAGCUCACCUAUCUUAUUAGAAAUGUUCAAAUGUUAAGACAUAGUUUGUAUAAUUUAUAAUCUUUUUGUAAUUAUUUUAUUGAUUGAUUUUUAUUUUGUUCCAGUAUUGUUGGUUCAAUUAAUUGUUGAAAAGAAAAAGAAACGUUCUACAUUUAAUGUCCAAAUAGGCGACUUAUGGAUCCUUUUAUUGCUGCUUCAAUGACAGUUUUUCAUUGUUUCAAACUUGAAACAAAAACAAAAUUGUUCAGAGACACGAUCACUCACUGAAGAAUAAAAUAUCCUCAUUAAUGUUCAGUAAUGGUCAAAUCCACCAGGAAGUUUGCAUGUGGCUCUUCCGACUCCUACUGACCCUGGCUCUCAUUGACUUCCAUUGGAAUACUGUGGCUCCUCUCUCUGUACCUGCUGCUGUGAGCCGCGUCAUUUUCAUCUUAAAAUGUUUGUAUUAACCCUCGACACGUGAUCCUGGGGUUUUUAUUUCUCUACUUUGUCCAUAAAAAAAUCCUACUCAUAAUAUAGAGUCGGACUCCAGAUUCGCUCCUGUAACCUUCAGCAUCGUGAGCUUCAUUUGAGUGGAUCUGUGGAUGACGUCACAUUCACUUAAACCACUUUUUAUACAGUCUCUGAGUAAUGCAGGAAGUGCUCCGAUGGAGUAAGAAUAAUCCUGCACGGAUUUCUAUUCUAUGUGCACAGAUAUUUGUGAACGCUUUCUUACUCCAUAUGCUCCACUAUGUUUUUAAACUCCAAACACCUUUUCAGCCCUGGAAUUGCCAGUCUACUGAACUAAAGGGGAAAAGUAACUUUUAACUUUAAUUGCUUCAUGACAUCACAAGGUGAUGCAUUUUGAGCUUUGGAGAUGUAGACAGACUAAUAAAAAAGGUUAACUCAAACAUGAAACAAAACACAAGUCCAGGUCUGUUUCUGAAGAGGAAACAACAUUCUGACAUAAGAGUCCAUUUAGUGUCAUAUAGGACCUUUAACCUGCUUUGCAAAGUGACAUGUAAUCACUGUUCUUAAUGUUCUAGAUGUGUAAUGGGCCUAAUAAACUGCAUAUUGAGCACUAAAGUGAAAUCUUUCAGAUGUGUCACAUUUGUGUCAUAACAUUGGAGUGUGUUGAAACAUGUGCAACAAUGUCUGUGUAUUGCCAUGGUUUUGUGUUGCUAAUUUUGUACAGGUUUAAUAAAAGUACUUUCAAAUCA
This is a messenger RNA of Boleophthalmus pectinirostris (great blue-spotted mudskipper), 7883 nucleotides long. Its product is annotated as pleckstrin homology domain-containing family G member 4B-like. The coding region runs from base 415 to 5505 and encodes 1696 amino acids. The transcript has 25 exons. The record is from RefSeq and is a predicted model, not a curated record. NCBI's taxonomy places the organism in Eukaryota, Metazoa, Chordata, Actinopteri, Gobiiformes, Gobiidae. Gene Ontology annotation, molecular function: guanyl-nucleotide exchange factor activity.